UAGUUUGGUUCUUUUUCUCCUUUUUCUGAAACUUUUCCUUUGCACUAAAGCACUCGAUGGCUUAGAUGACUCUAUGGUGGAGCGAAGCUCUUCUAAAUAUAUUUACUUUUUUGAAAAAAGAAACCCUUGCAGAUGGAGAGCUUAGAAAAGGACCACUCAUAUUCUGAACAUGCACAGCAGCCAGAGACCACGACUGUGGAGUAUGACGUUCGAGAAACUGUUGUCAUCACACGCCGUCUGAGAGACCGAGAGCUUCUCAGAAAGAGGAAAGCAGAAGCGGAGGAAAAAGACACUUACCAGUGGGUUCUGGGGGAUCAGAGCAAGAGCAAGAGGACGAGGAGAAGAGGAGCGGGGAGAGGCCGAGGCCGGCGCCAGGUUCCAGAACCGGAGAGAGAACCUCAGCCAAGCGCUGCAGAGGAGAAACGUGAGCUAACAGAGACCCCGCUGGAGCAGGAAGCGGGGCCCUCUCUGGAUCCCCAAGCGGAAUCCUCUCUGGAUGCCCAAGUGGAGUUUUCGGUACAUCCCCAAGCGGAGGCUUCUGCUCCCCUUGUGGAAACGGAAGAGCUGUAUACUCCAAAGGACGUAGCAGAAGCACUCCCAGCUGGACCUGCCAUUUAUCCUCUGGUGGAACUGGAGCAGACAUCCAGAUCAGAAGAACCAGAAAUGCCGGUGUCCGUGGAAAAUGACCAUUUGGAACAAGAGUUUUAUCCCUCUCUUUAAUUUAAAAAUUGGCACAUGGGCAACAUUUGUUUCUGUCCAGCAUGAAACACUGUUAGAAUACAUGAUCCUUGUUAUUCUUAUGUGAGCAAUAAAAGCA
Gekko japonicus is the source of this 817-nucleotide messenger RNA. RefSeq names its product hemogen (gene HEMGN). Gene Ontology annotation, cellular component: nucleoplasm. Gene Ontology annotation, biological process: regulation of osteoblast differentiation; cell differentiation. Lineage: Eukaryota; Metazoa; Chordata; Lepidosauria; Squamata; Gekkonidae. Bases 133 to 720 code for a protein of 195 amino acids. The transcript is spliced from 4 exons. The record is from RefSeq and is a predicted model, not a curated record.